UUUGGUUAUGAACGUUGCAUGGGAAUGUGGCUUGCUGUGGCAGUGAGGCUGUGCCUUCUCCUUGCAGACGAUGUCAAGAUUGAGUCGCUCAACUACCGGCAGCUCUCGCGAGCCUCCGGUGUCCCGCUGAACGUGGUGCUGCGCUGCGUGCGAGAGAGCGUGCUCUUAUAUUGUCAGCUCCUGAGGAACAGGGAGCCCGUCUCAUUCGUCUUUAAGAACAUUGGCGUUAUGACGUGCCAAGACGACUUCCUCCUCAUGAGGUUCUUCUGCAGCUGCAUUGCAACGCUGGAGAGCAAUGCCACCGUCCUUUCUCUGUUCCGCACUAGAUUUUGGAUGGAAGAUUCUGCUGACUUUGGGCCAGAGACAGCCGCCCAUGGGAUCUGGGUGUUCCCGAGGUUUCAGCUCACUGUGGAAAAGAGCAGAGCAGAGGUUGCCGCGGAAAAGAAAGCUGCAGUAGAGCGGAAGAUGAGUAGAGGGGGCUCUGCCGGCAGGCUGCUGCAGAGGUGGAAGAGACUUCCCCCCUCCAUGCUGCUGCAGCGCAAGCCAAGCUCAAGGCAGCAAGACAUGGCGAAGGAGCCUUCUGCCAGCGCGCUCCCGCCAUGUGCAGGCAGCUCCCGCGGGACGAAGAAAGCAGGACAGAAGGAAGCAUCUACUCCUGCCCAGACCAGCACUGCACUCCCUGCCACAGAGGAGUCUAAGAGGGUGCUGCAGGAGCUCCGGGAAGUGUCUGCAUUGUGGAAAGAAGCAGACCACACGUGGCCCAUGCACAAGCAGCAAGUAGAGCAAGCACAGGCAGAAAGGGCGGCAUGGGAAGGCUGGAGCAUAGGGGCGGACCAGCGUCCACCCCAGGACCCUUGA
Messenger RNA from Phasianus colchicus (ring-necked pheasant), 858 nucleotides. The record is from RefSeq and is a predicted model, not a curated record. NCBI's taxonomy places the organism in Eukaryota, Metazoa, Chordata, Aves, Galliformes, Phasianidae.